UAAAAAAAUAUUUUACAUUCUCUUUCCCUCUCUCUCAGCCGAACCAAAACCCCUAAAAGUCUCGUCUCUCUAAUCCUCAUCCCUCUCACCUGUAACGACCGGCGAAUUUCGGCGACGACGACCGACAACAACUCGGAUGAGGUUGAAAAAGCAGAAGCGCCAUCGCAAGAGUGUCAGGUUUUAUACAGCUUGCUUUGGCUUUCGAGAGCCCUUCAAGGUUCUAUGCGAUGGAACUUUUGUACAUCACCUUCUUGUCAAUCGUAUUACUCCAGCUGAUACAGCCCUCUCAAAUACACUCGGUGCUGAAGUCAAAAUCUUUACCACCAGAUGUGUUCUUGCAGAAUUGAAUAGCCUUGGUGACUCCUAUUCUGAAUCUCUUAAGGCAGCUCGGAAACUCAUGACUGCAAGAUGUGACCAUGAGAGGAGGAAGAGUGCUGUGGCUUGCAUAAUGGAAGUUAUUGGAGAAAACAACCCUGAGCACUUCUUUGUUGCCACUCAGGAUGCUGAUUUACGGAAGAAGUUGCAGGAGGUACCAGGUGUUCCUGUGAUAUUUGGUUUACGAAAUGCCCUAUUUCUUGAGCCUCCAUCUGCUUUUCAACAGCGGUUUGUCAAAUGUGCUGAAGAAGAACGAUCACACAUGACUGAGUUGGAGUAUGAGAUGUUAAAAAUGAAGAAAAACAAGAGCCUAGCCACCGCAGAUGCAGGGGAUUCCUUCGAUGCAAAUGAAGAUCUGGUAGAUCAAAGUUUAGGGAACCAGGUUGUCAAGGCUAAUACCGUGAGGAAGACAAUAGCUGUGAAGGACAAAGUUCAGUUUAAGAGAAAGAAAGCUAAGGGUCCAAACCCACUGUCAUGUAAGAAGAAGAAGAGUAAUGGAAACCCAAAUCCUUUUCCGGGAAAGGAAAGCGGGGAUAGUGACGGAACUGUCAGAAGCAGGAGUAGGAAAAGGAAGAGACCGCGCAAGGGCAAAACGCUUGCAGAGGCAACUGGUUAACAGUAUUCAGCAUACAUAAGCCAAGCUUCAAAAUUUUGAUCCCGAGCUAAUAGGCAUAAUUUCUAUUCCAACUCACGGGGAGGAACGACUACUCUGUUGGGGUUGGAGAAGGCAACGAAACGAACAAAUUUUGUGUUUCUUUUUUUUGUUGGGAAACCAAUGGUAUCUCCAUUCCCUUGGGGCAUGUGUUAUUGAAUACUUGCUGCAUCAUGGAAAAUUGCUUUUCAGAGAUAAUUCGAUGCAAUAGUUUAUAAAAGAGUAUGGAUCAAUUUACAGCAGUUUUGCCAAUGCGGAUCAAUUAUAAGUGUUGGAUUAUUGAUCACAUUUCGGAUUAAUUUAUAUUCGUGCGCAAUAUGUGUUGCACAAUGUUAGAGCAGGAGUGAUGUGAUAUUUGCUUUCAAAGGUGAAGAUUGCAUCAU
Cornus florida is the source of this 1410-nucleotide messenger RNA. RefSeq lists its product as uncharacterized. The coding region runs from base 137 to 991 and encodes 284 amino acids. The record is from RefSeq and is a predicted model, not a curated record. Gene Ontology annotation, molecular function: small ribosomal subunit rRNA binding. The transcript is spliced from 8 exons. NCBI's taxonomy places the organism in Eukaryota, Viridiplantae, Streptophyta, Magnoliopsida, Cornales, Cornaceae. Gene Ontology annotation, cellular component: small-subunit processome; nucleolus.